AUGCCACCACCACUUCCAAACGACGUUAUCCAACAUGUGCUAGCUAACCUUCCCAUUAAACAGAUUUAUUUGCUACGAGGUGUAAACCGAGAUUGGUAUUCUAUCUAUGAGCACGCUAUUAAACAGCAUCUUUCUAUUUCUGAUUCUAAGAUUCUAGUUAGGCUCGGUCCGUCUUCAAAAGCUAAAGAUCCCAACUUUUCUAUUGCAUUAGAUUGUGUUGCUUUCGACCCUGAGACUAGGAUUUUUACCUUUAAACCUAUAGUUAAUUCAAAACCGAUUUAUUGUAAUCCACGUCACCUUCGUCAAGUUAAAGUCUUGUAUACUGAAUGGAUAGGAAUUGAUGCAAAAAUUCAUAAUGGUAUAGAUAUUUCAUCAAAUUAUAUAUCACAAGUUGGAGGUUACGAUCUAUCUGACCUAGAAAUUAGUAAAUAUGCAAGAAUUAAAUUUCAUCAUGAUUAUGUUGAAGCAGUUCAAAAAUAUUAUUACUUAGAAGAAACACCCAGUAUUGGUAGAGAAAUUUCUACCUAUCUAGGAGAUUGCGAUAUGAUUUUAAAAUGUCAUCUUAAAGAUUCAGUUGUUUUGUCCGAAGAAAACAUUCCUGAUAUAGAGCAUUUUGAUAACCAAUCUCAUAUUUCCUCUUUCAGUGUUGAUUUCAUUCAAGUUCAUACAUCUUGGCUUAUUGGCGGAACUACUACCAGAAUCCUUCCAACUAGUUUCCAUUCAAAAAUUUAUCCUUUCCGAUAUUCUUUUCUUAACAAUAUUACUUUACAAAAAGAUAUUCAAAAAUAUAAUCCUUAUUCUCCAAAAGUCAUCAGAUGGAUACUUUCAGGCUGCAUGAUCGAUGAUCAACAGACUAUUGAACUCUGUCAAUAUCUCAAUGAAACAAAAGGUGAUUUUACAAUUCGCGAUAAAUUUCAACGGGAAUUGGAAAAAAGAAAUAUAGAAAAACAAAUUAUGUGGAAAUAUUCUCUUGUAGCAAGAUUUUUUUGUGAUCCUGAGAACUCUUCAGAUACUUUCGAGAGUAUAUUAGAUAAAGUAGUUCGUGCUGAAGAAGACGAAAAAGAAAAAGCAAGAAAGUUUAAUCCCAAUUUAACAAAGUUGUAUUAA
Scutellospora calospora is the source of this 1107-nucleotide messenger RNA. NCBI's taxonomy places the organism in Eukaryota, Fungi, Glomeromycota, Glomeromycetes, Diversisporales, Gigasporaceae. The record is from the annotation of a GenBank genome assembly.